Messenger RNA from Coffea eugenioides, 601 nucleotides. Its product is annotated as dirigent protein 11-like. The transcript has a single exon. Lineage: Eukaryota; Viridiplantae; Streptophyta; Magnoliopsida; Gentianales; Rubiaceae. The coding region runs from base 39 to 581 and encodes 180 amino acids. The record is from RefSeq and is a predicted model, not a curated record.
AGAAAAAAACUAGCGCAUCAUCCAUUUAGGUCAUAGCCAUGCCCAGUCUUCUCAGCUAUGCUUCUACCCCUUUCCUACCUCUUCUGGCUCUGCCCAUUCUCUGCUGGGCCACAACCCUCAGGAAGCACAAACCCAAGGAAACCAACCUUGUUUUCUAUAUCCACGACAACUUUGCUGGAGAUGACACCUCUGCUAUGACCGUGGCGGGGAAGGAUGGCCCAACGACGAGUAUCUUAGAAUUUGGAACUCUGGCGGCAGUGGAUGAUCCAGUAACUGAAGGUCCAGAUCCAAAAUCCAAAAAAAUUGGAAGGGCCCAAGGUUUGUACAUCAAUUCUCAGCUGGAUGGCAAAGGAUUGUACUUGGUAUUUUCUGUGAUAUUCACUGAUGGAGAAUACAAGGGGAGUACUUUGGAAAUUCAAGGAGCUGAUCCCUUCUCCAUCAAGGAAAGAGAGUUUUCAAUUGUAUCAGGGACUGGUUUUUUUCGGUUUGUUAAAGGGUAUGGAAUUAUGACAACUGAAUUCAUUGACAUACCAAACUUGAGGGCUAUUCUUAAACUCGAUGUCACCGUCAGGCAUUAUUGAACAAGUUUAGUUGUACAACU